GCGACAACAGAGUUGGGACGUCGAGGGACGCUUCGAAAUCCGGGCUCGGUCUGAACUGAAUGGGAACCGGAGAUAUCCUCUCAUACUGAUUGGACGUUUACAUCUGUAAAGAUGCCGAUACUGAAGAUACCCAUUGUGCACAGAUUUGGCAUAAUUUCCCAAAAUGAUCACCUACUGCUUGAGGCUAGACCUGCGAAAAUGGCUCAAGAAACCUUGAAGUCUCGCUAUUCAAAGGAUGUCGCAAAAACACCCCUCUUUGAAGUCACAGAACAAUUUGUCCUUGAAUUUAAGUCUGCAAAAAUGCAAAAAGAAAAGGAACAACUGAUUGACAUGGCUAAAAAAAUGCUCACCAGAAAUAAGCGCAAAGCUGGCCUGAGUACAAUGGGCUCAGGAGAUCAUGUAAAUCUAUCAGUAGCUUGGACCGAGCUAGCUUUGCUGGUUCAGUGUAAAGGUAAAAUUCAAGAAGAAGCGCUGGACAUUCUCUUAAUUUCUCUGGACCAUGCACCAUUUCAUCCAGAUCAGAUUCCAGUUUUGUUCUUCCUGGCAGAGUUAGUUUUGUAUUGGAUUUGUACAGAUGCAGUGAAGCAAUCAUAUCUGUACAUCUGUGAAGUCAAGAUGAUCAAGGUUGGAUUUUUAACUUUUCUAAGAUUGUUUACCUUUCACCUUGCUGGAUUGGUAGGACCAUUUGAGCAAUGUAAAUAUCGCCUACACGAUUUCUUAAAAGGUCUCCCACAGUGUGAACCCUGCUAUCGAUCCUAUCCGAGUGUUUUGCUGCAUAUUCACUUCAUCAUUAGCACAGGAGAAAUAAUUUGUGGCUCUCUGACGUCAUGUGAAGAACAUACUCGUGUUGUUUUGAAUGAGGAUCCAAACGAAAAUAGCUGUGGCCAGUUAAGAAAGGUUUGUCAAUCUCCUCAGCAAGUGGAUGAACCUGAACAGAAAAGAUGUACCAUCAACCCUGUGCUAAGGGAAUGCCUUACGGUUUGGAUUUGUGUGAAGCAUAAUAUGCAGCUCUUAGAUGAUGUUCUGCAGCAUCUUCUCCAAAAGGAGCAACUCUGUAAGGCUAAUUGGAUUGAUUCUACACUUUGUUUGCUGCUUCUUAGUGAAGCUGCCAAGAUAAACAUGGCUUGUUUGAAAGCUUUGAAAGAGCUGGGUAUAAAUCUUUUUACACAUCUAAGUGUUCACAACUUAAAGCAGGAAAAUGUGAGCACAGAUCUGCAUGUUUGGCCUUUGCAGCUAAAUCAUCUCUACUGUUGUAUAUUAGGAGACAUCUGCCUCUAUGGCAGUACUCCAGAAAUUCAAAAGACUGCUCUAAUUGGGUGUAAGAUUGCAUCAAAAUCAGCCGACAGGAACAAUACACCAGGAUUACUUGACCUUCUACAAAUCCAGCCAGCAGCAACACCAGAAGAUGAUCAGAGCAGUUGCUGGUGGAUUCGCUAUGGAGCAGCAUACAGCUUAGGAAAAGUCUGUCAUAUUCUCCAUGGUGACAGAAAUCGAGAGGGGAUGAGAAAUGUUUCAUGGAAAGCUCUGCAGGAACAUCAGAGCUUGGAACAAGACACUCGAGUGCUUACAGCCAUUAAAGUUGCUGAGGCAGAAUUAAAUGGUCCAAUAAACCCUUUCAUUAACAUAAGCUCUAAGACAUCAUUACCCAAGCACUCAGUAGCAUUUUGCUCUCUGGGUUGGCGAAUAGCGAAUGUUCUGUCUCAGCUGUGUCUACCUCCAGUGGUUCCUUAUAUUCCUUUGCCUCGAUUGCUGCCACAAAGACCCAUUCUUACCAGACCUCCAAUUCAGAAAAAAAUGAAUGUCGACAGGAAAAAAGUACGUCUUUCCCUCAGGCAAGAAAUAAUGUUGGCACAAGCUGGUCAUAUGUCAUUACCCGAUUUCAAUACUCGUGCAAACUUUGAUCUGCGAAGAAUAGUGGAAGAUCAGUGGAGGAAAGAACUUCAUUUUAAAAUGGAAGAGGAAGAAAAGAGCAGACAGUUACAAUUAGAAGAAAAGCAGAAAAUGGUUGCACAAAAUUUCAGUGAACUGAUGAAGAAGAAGGAAGAGACACUUGAAAAAACUAUCAACUGCGCAUGAAAUGUCUGUUUGAGGGGAAAUUGCAAGGAGAACAGGGUAUGCUGAUUCAUCAUGGUGUUGGAGAGGCAACAUUUCAUUGCAUGAUGAA
Mobula hypostoma (lesser devil ray) is the source of this 2164-nucleotide messenger RNA. RefSeq names its product transmembrane protein 232 (gene tmem232). NCBI's taxonomy places the organism in Eukaryota, Metazoa, Chordata, Chondrichthyes, Myliobatiformes, Myliobatidae. The record is from RefSeq and is a predicted model, not a curated record. The transcript has 14 exons. The coding region runs from base 112 to 2076 and encodes 654 amino acids.